AUGGAUCAGGCCUCAGAAAAGCCCGUGUUAUUCUUUGACAUUGACAACUGUCUAUACUCACGCAAUGACAAAGUCCUUGAGCACAUGUCCCGCAACAUCGACGAUUAUUUCAAGAAACAUCUCGGCCUCUCCCCAGACGACGCAGAGCGCCUUCACAAGGAUUACUCUCAGCAAUACGGCCAGGCGAUUGAAGGGCUUGUACGCCACCACCAAAUUGACGCGUUAGAAUACAACGCCAAGGUCGAUGACGCGGUCCCAUUGGACGACCUCAUCAAGCCUAACGCACAAUUACGACAAUUCCUCGAGGAUAUCGAUACUUCAAAGAUGACUCUCAUAAGAAUUGUGUUGGGGCAAAGGAAGCAGGCUGGACUGCUAUUCACUUUGUGGAGGAUGGACUUCCUGUACCUGAUACACCAGCGUCUCAGCAUCAAAUUCGCCAUCUUGGAGAAUUGCGGUCAUUGUAUCCCGAGUUCUUUCGAGUUAGAAAUUGGAUGGGGUUACUUCCACAAUUUGAGUUUCAUUUCAACUAACGAGGAACAGGAAUAG
This is a messenger RNA of Fusarium odoratissimum NRRL 54006, 546 nucleotides long. Its product is annotated as pyrimidine 5'-nucleotidase. Lineage: Eukaryota; Fungi; Ascomycota; Sordariomycetes; Hypocreales; Nectriaceae. Gene Ontology annotation, molecular function: nucleotidase activity. Gene Ontology annotation, biological process: pyrimidine nucleobase metabolic process; nucleotide catabolic process. The transcript is spliced from 5 exons. The record is from RefSeq and is a predicted model, not a curated record. Bases 1 to 546 code for a protein of 181 amino acids.